GUGCCGGUUAGUUUUAGCGGGCGCUUGCCUCAGCGCUGAGACCGUCGUUGUGCUGGCUUCGUCGAAUUACCGCCUCAAGCGGUCACCGCGCUCGUCUCUGAUCUUUCCCCAUACGUGAACCCGCCAAGCUGCCGCCAUCGUCGCCACCAUGGGGUAGGUGUGUGUGAGCAAGCGAGUGGUGCCCGAUGGCGGAUGUCCUGCCCUCUCCUUUGCCAUCUCCUCGGCCGGUUUUCUGGUGCGCGGCCUACUAGUUCCAUAAGCAGCCGUGGGGCGGCGCUGCGACCAGACUAUACUUCAAUGGAGUUUCUUUUAGUUGAAGCUCUGGCGGCGAAAGUUUCGGAUGCUCGGUGUGCAAAGUUGACGGCGGCUGCCGGAUUCAAAUUUAGUUGACGCGCGGGGCCGGCAAGCCACGUGGUUUCAUGAAACGGUGUCUUGAAAGUGCUAAUUAAGGCAUGCAGCGUUGGACGUCGCUUGGCAGUCAUGCGACAAUUCACACUUGGUUGAUUAUGGUUGUUCUUAACAAGAUACAACUUGUCGUCAUAACAGGUUCAGAGUGCGCAGUGUAUGUAAACAUCUCUUGAUCUUAGCUGUUACCCGCGCACGCUACAUAAUUUCGCUUACGUGGAAUAAAAUAUAGAACAACGCCAGAGUGUCGAAGUGGACAACGGAGAAACCUUAACGCGGUGCAUGACGGGCAGAGCAAUGGCGACCUAAUGAACUAGGCAGACGAUCAAGGUGUACUUUUGUAGUGACUACAUUUAGAAGUUAAUUAAUUUCAGAGAACAGUUGGAGUACUGUUAUCGUAUUGUAGUAAUUCGUUGACAGUGCCGAUUGGCUACCGUUGUUUGGUGAAAGUAGGAGAAAAACGAAAUUUCCAAAAAUACUCGAUCAUUUUUACUCCGGGAAAAUGACUUCAUUAGUAGUAAGAAAUGCGUUUGCAGCGACAGUGCACACAAGACGGCCAACAGAUCGACCUGUAUCAUGGGCACGUAGCUAAUUAGUAGCUAACACCAGCCAGCCCCGAAAACAGUUCGGCGGCUGCGGCGGUGUAGAACUGCAACUGCAGCAGCCUUCGGGGGCAAAACGACGCUGACCCUUGAGGGGCGCGCUGGUUUCACGAUGUGCAUCGCGCCCCGUUCGUUUCUUGCCGCUUCCGUAGUUGGUUGCCCUGGUUUACCUUGCUCAGCUGACAGUCAAAGGCCGUUCUUUAGGUGGUUAGAACAGGAGGCGAACGCCAGCCGAAGUCAGCUGGCUGACGCAGUCGUCCGCUCAGUAGCGGCCGCUGGUGCACCCCCAUUGCGGCGUAAGGAGCCCCAACAACAGCAAAAGGGUGCAGCGGGCGGAAGACGCUGUCGGCAGCAUACGGCAGUGGCAACAAGAAACGCUGCCACAGUUAAUAUUAGGAAAAUUGGCAUCAACGACAACAAUAAUAAUAUCCGAAGCAAUACCAUUACUUUACACAUCGAGAACAUAGUUACUGCUAAAGUUUGCAAUACGUCGUUUGUUCGAUCCUCACAGGAUCUGUGUGCUGUUGGUGAGAAGGCCGUUGAAGCAUUAAAGCAAGUGUCGAAUAGCGAUUCUUCAGGUGACUGGGUCUGUUCGAGGAGACGAGGGCCUGACGACGGCGACGCGCGGCUGAUCGCCGCCAACCCUCGGCAUGGGGCCGAGCGGGGCCGUAGGUGUGUUCGGACAACGACUCAACUUUCUGCUGAUGCUGUCGCUGCGUCUUAUUCACGAAAAAGUCGCCCAGAACGACAACAGCUACAGCAGCAGCAGCAGCGGCGGCGGCAGCGUAAACAGGAACACCAAAGAACAAAUCACCAAGAGGAGAACACCUCCAUCAAAACUUCUAUUGCAACAAUGCACGUGGCGGCAGCAAGGACGGCUGUGGACUCGCCCGCCAUUGCUGUUCCCGCAUCCACCGCUUUUAGUGAAGCCAGAAAUAAAAUCGUUAUUACCAAACUUAAGUUCACCAGCAGACAGCAAAAAGUGGACCUUGCCAAUGAACAAAACUCACAGCAACAUUCAAAAAAACUACAAAUGCUACAAAUACAAAUGCUAUGCCAAGUGUCGUUGGCAAUCAAUAUCUUUGUUGUUAGUGUUGUGCGUUACCGUUGUCAACAUUCCAUAUACAAUAGCUCAAAUAAGCACGACGGAUCCGGCGCAGAUGACACGAUCCAUCGGUACUGGUGGAAACGGUGGACUAAACGUCAAUGGUACUUCUCCUUCGUCGUCCUCUUCUAUUUCUUAUGGCAACGACGCGUUAGAAGAUGUCAAGUCGACACUCUCCAAAAAAAUCAUGGCAAACACAUCGCUUCUGCUCGACAGCCUCCUGUCCGAAGAGAACUAUGACCGUCGAAUACGGCCUGGAUUCGGAGGAAAUGCCACAGAAAUAGUUACCGAUGUAGAAAUUAGAAGUUUUGGACCAGUUUCGGAAAAUGACAUGAUGUACUCGAUGGAUUGCUAUUUUCGCCAGUCGUGGCGCGACGAGCGCCUUAAAUUUGAAGGAUCAUUGAAAAAGCUGUCGGUGAGUUGGCAGUUCUUAGAACGGAUAUGGACACCUGACACAUAUAUCAAUAACGGAAAAUCAUCCUACCUGCACAAGGUAACUGUGCCCAAUAAAUUCAUCCGGUUGCAAAGCGAUGGCACACUCAAAUAUUCCAUGAGACUCACGAUACGGGCAAAAUGUCCCAUGCAUCUUCGAAAGUAUCCCCUCGAUACACAAGCGUGUCCACUCAAGAUCGGAAGCUAUGCAUACUCGCCAAAAGAUGUAGUAUUUCGUUGGAAUGGCGGGAGCCCCGUGGUAAUUUCAAAAGACGUUACCCUUUCCCAGUAUGAGUUCGUCGAUAUUCUUAGCGACGAUCUUACAGUUCAAUUACCCAACGGAGAAACACGGUCAACCCUUGUAACUCGGUUCAUACUUCGCCGCCGACGUGGCUACUUUAUUCUCCAGAUUUACGCGCCCUGUUCGAUGAUCGUCGGAGCCUCGUGGGUCGCAUUCUGGAUCAAUCGUAACGACGCUGCCGGUCGGGUUGCCGUAGGUGCCACCACGGUACUUACUUUAGUAACGAUGGGCUUUGGAGGUCGGGCAUCGUUGCCUAAGGUAAACUAUGCUACGGCGCUCGACUGGUUCGUAGUGAUGUGCUUCUCCUUUGUGUUUGCUGCUUUGGUCGAAUACGCCUGUGUCAACUACAUUGAAAGGUAUAUGACAAUGAAGCAAAAAAAACUACUGGAAGCCCGUAAUAAGUACGAAGCGAGGUUCGAACAGGUCCGGCUACAGCUGGAAAAGGAGUUUCGCGAAAAUGGACGGGAUCCGGGCACAGUGAAGUUAGAUCAGAUUCGCCUACGGUUAGAACGAGAGGCUGAACGCGAGGAGGAAGCGGAAUUUGAAGGAACACGCUCGGGAUUUUUGUCUGAUUUCAAGGCCUACUGCAGAAAGCGCCGCCGUCACAAGUACAUCCAGAUCGCGACUCGCCCCGAGAGUGAGGAUGCACUGACCCCGCACGAGAUCUCUGGGGAGGUGGACGCCUGGGCGCGAAUUAUAUUUCCGCUAACAUUCACGUUGUUUAUGCUUUCGUACUGGGCCUUAUUUCUGUAUCUCGUCGAUGAUGAAAUAGAUUAUUCAUCGCCGGCAGGUGGCGUAACAGCCGGAGUGCCGUUAUUGGCCGCAGCAACGCAGACCGAAAUUAAUUCGCCGGACGACUUCCACGGCACGGCAAAAAUUAACCAUAGCCUUUACUGACUCAAACGUUUUACUAACUCUGCCAAGAUGACUGUUUGCCUCAUGAUGCAACGACACCCGUCACCAGGCAAUUCCUCUACUGAAAUAGGUCUACGACUAUUGCAUACAAUGCUACCGUAAGCUUACCAACGCCUACGUAUGAAACCUGACCAUGUGACUUCAAGAAGGCUACCGCUGUAUCAUCCAGACUGUGAACAUUUUCAAAAUGACUGAAGCUCCGAAAACGACCGAUUCGAGCUAAGUACAUGAAAGUAAAGGGCAGUAAUAAAUAUAGUCGCCAAGCAUAUCAACACAUUUCACGGACCACUCAUAGAGAAUUGCAUGUCUUGCCGUACACACAACGUGUUUAUCGGUCUUGUUAGUGAAUCAGUCAGUCAACUUGUGCUCCUGAUCUUCACUCCGAGUCCACUUUGCAUACAUGCGUAUAUAUAUAUGAUAUCGCACUACGUGACUUUGGGCCAUACCGUUCUUUAUUUUAUUUCUCACAGCGCAGAUUUAAUCUACUUUACCUAUCUUUUUUUUGGAGUGAUCCAUCCUCGUAUCUGCCAUUUUAGAAUGUCAAUGUGUGACUCACUGGGGAUUCUCCGCGUUUCCACUUCAACGAACGCGAUACUUCGAGACUCGUUAUAUAGGAGUGGAGUCACCUAACAUUCUACUGGCGACACUUGUCGGUUCAUUACAUAUAUAAGAAAGUUGUUGAAGCUAAUUAUCGUCAGUUUGCCUUUACCCCUAAAAUCGGCUCCACGGCGCUAACCGAGAUCAUUAAAGCGGGCUGUUGUUGCCUAGUUGGCAAGCGGCCUUCCAGUUACGAUGUACCUGGUACUGCCAAGAAACACAGGAACAAAAGCGGCUAGGUGGUAUUGCAGAUGACGACUUUUAUCUCUAUCAUUACUACUAUCACUCUUACUAAAGAUAAGGACGCAAGAACAAUGUAGCCGAAUGCGUGCGUAAGUGGUACCUCUGCUCAGUGAACCUUCAAACACAAAAUGUAGUUAAAGAUAGGACACAUAAAAAAAUUUUCGAGAUGAAAUUCUUAUUAGUUAGAAAAUUGCCUAAUAGAAGAAAUGUCUUUUUGCUGUCAGAAGAUAUGCGGUUCUCGAUUCAAAAAGCAAAAUUCUUAUAGCCCAUUUAAAAUUUCACAACAUGCAGGGCCUCGGUGACAUAAUGAUUUGGCACCACAUUCGGUUUUUUUUUUUAAUGAUAAAAAUUACCCUAAUAUAUAAUCGCUUCGAGCUACUUAUAUUUCCCUCGACUCUUUGAGAAGAACGCUUGUCCGUUGAUGUGUGAUUGACAGUAAUAAGCCCAGAUAUAGGAUCGUUUCACUUUACAUGUACAGUUGCCGAGUUUCCCAUGAGUGACCUAUGUCUCUUCUGUACGACAUGAAUUCUGUUGUUCGAAGGUUACUUCCACGUGUGAUCCCUUUCCUCUUCCGCGAUCUGUCCGCAACAUUCUCGAAUUUAUUUAGGCCAUUAGCUGGAAACUAGCUCUUACUUGGCUACCGUUUUCAAAGCUAUAGUUGCUUCUUCAAGGAACUCCUCAAUAAUUAGCUUCAAACAAACUGUUAGAGUAAGUGGUAGACAGAAGCGAGGUAAAGUAACAGCCCACCACAAUGCGGACAAGGGCUGGCUAAGGGGUUUUUAGCCAGCUUAGCGAAGGGUAGAUGCACCCCAAAGGUGCGGCAGAUUUCCACCUGUUUUUUUGCAGCCCACAUUCCGCAGGUAAGUACGGUAUGGCCCGUGUUAGUGUCGUUACGGCCAUCGUAGUCUUCAGACAGACGAGAGCAGGACAGGUGAAUCGAAAAAUCGCACUUCUACGCGACAUACCAGGGUAAGGGUGGUGAUGGUAGCAAAAGAAAGAAAAUAUAACGUAAAUGUGUCGACCCGUACAAAACAGUUCCGAGAAAGAGAUGGCAAAAAAGAUAACGCCGGGUGAGAGAAAGACAACCAUUACAAUGCAGCCUUCGGCGAGCAAUGUGUUGCAAGCAGUAAGAAGGACCGAAUAAAGCAAGCAAGCAAACAAACAAACAAAAUGAUAAGAAAAAGGGUCAAAGAUGCAAAACGGUAUGGGGUAAAACAAGGCGCUCAGCAUCUAAGUCAAAAUGCCAUAGACAUCAGAAAUUAGCUUCAGAUAUAGACAAAUAACAAAAAAACACAACAUUACACACGCAUACAUAUCUAGAAAAAGAUAUCAUGUUUUCAAUUAUGAAUAGCAGUGAGAACAAAUACUAAGAUGAGAUUACAGAAAGAAUAUUAAAGCAUGUUGUUAUCAAUACAUAUCUAUAUAUGUAUUUAGUGCAAAAAGUGUGGACUCAGAGUAACUAAAGCUAAACUUAAGCAACGUUAAGAACUUCAUCUGACGCUUUUUAAGUAGAAAAAACGAAAAAAAAAAAUGUUCACUUUGAGCUCCGCUGCUAAGCGGAACCAUGUUUAAGGUGUUUCCACGCGCGGUCACCAGAGCGCCAUACAUUAGCCUGCCUGGUUGAUUCACUCCGUUUUUCGUUUUCCAUAGAGGCCGUUACCCGUGGUAUAAUUAUAAUAGGUAACGUCCUUUUUGACACUGAUUCAAAAAAAUAAUUGUUGUUGUUGUCGUCGUCGUCGUAUCCGAAUCAAAACAUGCCACUGUUACUGGCUGACAGGCGCGCUCAUUUUCAAAAAUCAAGCCGUAAAUUAGUUUGGAAAAUUUAUAGCUACUACAUAUAUAUAGCCUAUUGGGAAAAGGAAAGUUUAUUUGAGAGAGAUCUUAAUCUGGUAACGACGAAACCAAUAGCUAUUUUUUUAAUGAUAUUUCAUUUGGACAUUCGGUGCCACGAAUAGAUAACGUUACUAUUAUAGCGAAAGCUGUAGAUGUAAUAAAGUGGUACAUAUCGUCUUAUAUUUUUCACCGUUAUGAAGUAAAUAAUGAUGACAAAAAUCAGAGUGGCAGCGGCAGCAUUGCCAAUGCCACACCGAUUGGUCGUGACCAGACGGUUAGCAGAAAUGUCUCAUAUAUACUAUAGUAUAUAAAUAUAUUAUGUGUAUCAUAUGAAGGAUUCAUAAGUAAUACAGGAACAAGUAGUAAUACAUAGCAGUUAUCAAGGUAAUGACAUUAUAGAGUAGCAUAGACAUGAUGGUUAUGAUUAAAUGGAAUUCAUACUGACAGCACAAUAAACAAGACGAACUUCUCCGGUAAUUCGCUACGCGGGUACCUGCUUGAGGGUAAUUUCCUUGUAAUAACAACGAUGAAAAUAACCGAAAAACAUAAUACAGGCGAUACAACAUACAGUGGCGAUGCUGAUGAUUAUGAUUUAUGAUGCUGAGGAGAGAAACGAAAGGAACAAACGCGAACCAUAUGUAGUGGCCGGUGAAAGACUAUUACAGAUAAAGAAAUAAAUAAAACUCUGAGGUAGCUGUACAUUUUGACAACUAUCGAUUUAAAUCAAACGGAUACAUACAGUUGUAACAGGAUGACACAAGAACCGAACCGAAAACGAAGGUCAUCAUAGGAGUACAGUAUCUUUUAGACCUUUCACAGCGUAUGAUUAUAUUAUAGGGUUAUUCAUUGUGAUCGAGUACUAAUCGUAACCUACAAAUAGAACUAUUUUCUGUUAUACUGCAUCGUUUCGGGUCUUAUACUAUUUAGAAAGCCGACGUUUUACUGGUCUAGUACACCCUCUGAUGUCAAAUUUAUGAGCCUCAUCUGGGUGUAUGUCCAAGCACAUAUCCUCAGUUUUGUUAUCAGAAAAAAAUCAUUGUACUUUAAUCAACUAUAGGAUUAUAUAGUUGUCAAGUCCAUAUGUGAGCCAUGAUAUAUCGGGGCUCGGCUUUAACUGUCAAAAAGAAGUACUCUUUGGUUGUCAACCCCAGUUAUUGAGUAAUAAUCUUUAAGGUGUUUAUUCAGCACAUAUAUAUACAGAGUGUUGGGCUCAGAUCCAGCUUUUAGAAACCAUGAAAUGGUUUGCUUGAUGUAAUAUCCGUUGCCUUCACCUACAAUUUUCAUUGUCGAUCUGGGCUGCUCCCUAACCACCUUUAAACUACCCUUUCUUUGAUUCGAAAAUAAUUUUUUAAUAGUAAGCAUGCAUCAAACAGCAUUGAUAAGUGUAGAUUUGAUGGCGUAGCUCAAAAAGACUGAACUAAAAUAACUGGAGCUCAUUCUGAUGAUUCAAUUGGCGAUAAAUAUUUUUCGCUCGUAUUACUAAAACGGUUCUCAAC
Molecule: messenger RNA, 7929 nt
Organism: Varroa destructor (honeybee mite)
Lineage: Eukaryota; Metazoa; Arthropoda; Arachnida; Mesostigmata; Varroidae
Product: gamma-aminobutyric acid receptor subunit alpha-6-like
Biological process (GO): monoatomic ion transmembrane transport
Cellular component (GO): membrane
Molecular function (GO): extracellular ligand-gated monoatomic ion channel activity; GABA-A receptor activity
Source: RefSeq, a predicted model, not a curated record